Molecule: messenger RNA, 2364 nt
Organism: Penicillium salamii
Lineage: Eukaryota; Fungi; Ascomycota; Eurotiomycetes; Eurotiales; Aspergillaceae
Source: the annotation of a GenBank genome assembly
AUGCGUGUUCCCCGAGAAACGGGCUUGGGAAAGGUCUCGGAAACGAGGUGGGAAUUCAAUGCUGACGGUGAAACGGUAUCUAACUGGUCGGUUCUAGCGCGAUCACCUGAGAAUUAUGAGGAUGUAUCACCUGGGGAUGUUGGAAGGAUGACGGCGACAUCGCCAGACCCUGGUCAUGGCCAGGGUGCUCACUAUCGUCGUGCGAGCGUUUUGAGCAACCCGACCCCGGAGGCGAACUAUCACUCGCCUGAAUUGCAAUCUGGGUGGUCUUAUCCGAAUGGUAUAUCGCCGUCUAAUCAUGGCUCUUUGGAUCGCAAUGGAGUUGCUCAGCCCUCGCAGGCGAAUCCGUCUCCUUCUCAUGCAUUCGAAAAUACAAAGCAUAGGUCCAAUUCUUCGCUCUCCAACUCGAUGAUGCGCACUGUGGUUGCAAGUGGGAAUGAUGCACUGAAUAUUCUUUUUGAGGCUGCAACUGCGCAGGAAGAUAGUAAUACGGAUAAUACUCCUGAAUCUAUCAAUGGGGCUCCAUCGACGGGUCCAAGUCAUGUUUUAACCCCGGGGAAGUACGAUGCUGCAUUUGAGCCAGUCACGCGUGUCAUACGUCCUGUUCAGCUAUCGAACGCUGCUCAAGAUACUCUCAAUAUAUGGGAGGCAUGUCGGUUUGUCAAAAUGGGUUGGUUCACUGCUAGGGAGGCAGUCACCUUCGUGGACCUGUUCUACAAAAACAUGUCGUGUUUAUCACCAAUCCUAACUGAUUUCUAUGCCAAUCAUCGCUAUCAUUAUUGGCUUAUCACCCGAGAACCUGUCCUUUGCUGCACUAUUCUCAUGAUAUCUUCACGCUAUCACGUCCUUCCAGGGGCAGGCGGAGAGUCAAGAAACUUCUUCAUUCACCACCGUCUCUGGCAAUAUUGUCAACAACUAACCAUGAGACUGAUAUUCGGACAAGAAAAAUCUACCAAGUCCAAAGUCCGAAGCCUCGGUACAGUAGAGGCACUUCUAUUGAUCUCAGAAUGGCAUCCUCGCUCAUUACAUUUCCCACCCGAGAGCGAUGGCUGGGAUGACGAUUUGAUACCCUCGGCACCAAGACACCAUGAAGGCGGCGAAUCAAAUCCAGCAUCUGCUAAUAACUGGGUGGAAGAUAUGAUCGAGCCCGCUCGACGGUCGGACCAAAUGUCCUGGAUGUUACUUGGGUGCGCUCUGUCUCUCGCCCAUGAGCUAGGGAUCUUUGAAACGGAAGAGAGCAGCUCACCGGCAGAAGAGCCAGAAUGGCGAGAUCAAAUGACACUUCGCUGGCAGCGUGUUCAACGUCUUCUGUACGUGUACAUCAACCAGCUAGCCUGGCGGAUUGGAUGCAUGUCACCGAUUCCUCAAUCAUUGAAUCAUGCCAUUCUGGGCGGACGCAAACCGCAAGGACUCAGUCCUCCUGGUAGCACUUGGCUUACGUUCAUGGACUCGUGGAUCGAGCUGACCAAGCUUGCCAAAUCCGUGACAGACAUGUUCUUCCCUUCUGCUGCAUUCGCACGUCAGCAACUUCAUAGCGGUCGCUAUGUAGGACUACUAGAUCAUUUCCGACCUCUACUCGACCAGUGGAAAGACAAAUACCUCCAGCCACAGGUACUUGACAAGGCAUUUUAUAAUGAUCUUUUCAUCGAAUACCACUUCGUCCGCGUCUACACCCAUUCAGUGGGCAUGCAAGCAGUGGUUGAACGCGCCGUCGCAGAAAACGACACAAACAACUUCGACGAAGUCCGACCAAUGACCAUCAAUCCAACAGACUACGAAUACAUCCAAGAAGUCAUCGACGGAUGCUGUCAAAUCCUCCAAAAAGUAACACACCUAGCAGACGCAGACGCACUACGAUUCUCACCAGUCCGCAUCGUCCUCCGCAUAACAAGCGCCUCAAUCUUCCUCAUGAAAGCACUCAGUCUCGGCACCCGACAGGCAAAACUCCAGGAUUCUCUCGAGAUCCUCGAAAAGAGCAUCAAAGCACUCAAAUCAAAUGCACUGGAUGACGUCCAUCUCAGUACUCGCUACGCAACACUCUUAGACAUGCACGUGUCGCGGCUGCGUCGGAACCUCCUAGCUUCUUCUAGGGCUGUUCGGAAUAGUCGCGGUGCUAGGAGAUCAUCCAUGGGGCCUCCUUCCUGGCCUGAGAAUGGCAAUCGCCCACACCCAGUCAAUAACCCCGUAUCACAGGAUCUGACGCCGGAUCUGGGACUCAUUCCGUCUUUGAAUGAUAUCAGUGCAGACGACUGGCUUUCUUUGCCAUUUGAUCCGUCCAUGGCGCCUUUCGGGAUGAGCAAUACUGGGCAGUUUCCCAUGUAUGAGGGUGGUGCGUUGGAUUUUAUCUGGAACCUGCCGUCAUGA